Messenger RNA from Lichtheimia ornata, 3429 nucleotides. RefSeq lists its product as uncharacterized. The coding region runs from base 1 to 3429 and encodes 1142 amino acids. Gene Ontology annotation, molecular function: guanyl-nucleotide exchange factor activity. The transcript is spliced from 21 exons. The record is from RefSeq and is a predicted model, not a curated record. Lineage: Eukaryota; Fungi; Mucoromycota; Mucoromycetes; Mucorales; Lichtheimiaceae.
AUGACAGAAAAGGUGGGUUGGAAUAACUCGACGCAUAUGGGUGACUUGGAGCCCUAUGGCUAUCUCCACUGCCGGAACCUCGCCGUUGCGGAUCGUUAUGCUAUCGCACCACCAAAGCCUUCCAACGUCAAACAUGUUCCCGAUUCGCUGUGUGUAUAUUACGAUCUUGUUGUCGACGACCAUUUGGCAGAUACAUGCACAAGCUAUGAUGCAUUCUACAAUGUAAUCACGUCAACGCCUACACGUCAACCACAAACAACACGACGCCAAUCCACCUAUUCACCUCUACCGGUAGAACAGCAACGACGAUUCAUAAAGAACGAUGAACGUCGAGGCAACCUGAUUUCCGAGUUUGUAUUGACCGAAGAUAAUUAUGUGGCUAGCCUUCGAUCAUUUGUGUCGUCGAUCGUUCAACCGAUCCGCUCCCGAGCUCGUGAUAAGCAACGAUGUAUUCUUGGGCCUUAUGAAUGUAGCAAAAUCUUCAUGAAUGUGGAGCAGCUCUUGCAAGCCAACGAAGCAUUCAGGCUUGAUUUGGCUCGAUAUCAAUCCUCAGCCAUCUCCAUGAACUUUGGUGACAUGUGUCUUAUGCACAUGCGGCGAUUUGCUACGUGUUAUCGCAAAUUUCUCUUGGGUGUUGAAAACGCACAAUCAUUCAAUAUAAAGGAGCAAAAACACAAUGCAACGUAUGAAGCUUAUCUAAACAAGCUAAAGGUCAAUAAGGGGAAUCAAACCGUGUACGACUACUUGGCACUACCAGGGCAACGGGUCGGUCGCUACACCAUGUUUUUUAAAGAGCUGAUCAAGCAUACCACUGAUGAUCAUUCCGAUCUACCAGGAUUGACCGAGGCAUUGAAAGCUGCAGAGGAAAUUGCCAACAUGAGCGAGGAUUAUCAUACAAAGCUCAUCAAAAUAUUUCACAACAUGCUCCAAUCCAUUCAAAAUUGCCCGGCCUCGUUAAUAAGCCAACAACGUAGCUUGAUAUGUCAUCUUGAUGCUGUAGAGCACGAUUUGAAUACUGGAAAACCAGCACAUCCGGUAACAUUGUUUCUUUUCACUGACAAGUUGAUGGUUGCACGAAGACCAUCCUAUGCAGUUGAUGGAUUGGAAUCAUGCGGCCUGGAUCAUGAGCGUGAUAAAUCUGGUAUGCUAUCGUUGCUAGCACGAAAAGCUGAUCUCACCAAGCGAUACGAUCGAAAACUCAAAUUUCGAGGAUGGAUGGGUUUAAGCGACAUCGAAGUCCAUGAUGGUGUUGCAGGUGUGCCUGGAUCAUUCACGCUUGUGGCAGCAACAAGUGAAGCUGUUACCCCAACGGAUGUCGACCCUCAAACACGAGAUGCACUUGAAGGCUACUUUUUGGAAGAUUCACCUCGACUCUUUAGUAUUUCAUGCACAUCACCCGAUGGUAGUACAAAAACGAUCCACUCGUUGAUGCAGGAACGGCAAAAUUUUGUGGAACAAUUUGGGAGGCAGAAAUUGAGCCUCCAUCGUAUGGAUGAUGUCUUGCUUGAUUGGACAUGUUGCUUAUGGAAUGACCGUUACUUUUUUGCCAACAUUUAUCGCCUAUCAGCGUAUCACCAAGUACAAGCAAAGAAUGAAGUGGCUCUUGUUUACAUCAAAGAUCCCAAUUCGCCCAAGCUAAAAUCAGCAUUGAGCAACAGCUUCAUGAUACCCCAUAUGCUUGGGUUGGUGAAACCGGUCAAUACUGGAGGAAAGCACAUUAUCACGAUGCGCAGCAAGCUGGCACUUGGAUGUACAUCCGAUAGCCAUGUUACCUCCGACCUCGAGCUGUCGACAGGAAACGAGAGCGAGAUCCAUCAUUUUAGGGAUCGAUUGCUUGGCAAUCUUUAUGCAUGCGACAAAGAUUUACGUGAGGUGGGAAGAAUGGCUACAUCACUUUCAACUUAUGGACGUCGUCGUCGACUACGCUAUGCCAACCAAAUCAAACCUAUAUCAUCCACUUUUCGAAAGGAGCUCAAUCGCCGUCGCAGCAUGAACACCUUCAAGCUAUUUUCUGGUUUGGGAUCGCCACCUGCAUUACCAUCAUCCAACAAUGCUACAGCUAUUGCUGCAUCAUCAUCAUCUGCCGCCCGACGAAAGAGCGUGAAUAGUGAUGAAUUUUCCAAGACAACAGGUUUUAUGGAAUCACGUAUUUCACGUGCCUAUUCUUCUGCAAGCUCCAACAGCAAUGAUUCGGAGCAAGAAACAGCCGUUGACAUCUCCAUUAUGCAUCAAGGCAACAAGCGCAAUUCGAUGAACGUUCGAAGAAAAUCAUUGACCGAGUCGAUUGCAUCCAUGUAUCGACCUAGUGUACAUCCAUCACAGACCGUGUCAUAUGAGCUUAUGCCUGGCAACCGAUCAUCAUCCAAUGCAAGGUCCAAUAGUGAGCAUGAUCUUUCAAAUGAAAGUGCCAAAAAGAUACCUCAUCACGUGCAACGCCAAAGACGUGACAUGCCACCAGAAUACCCUCCAAAGUAUCCGGAUAGUAACAUCUCACAACCCACCAUGAGCACACGUUCCAGUUGCAACAGUCCUACCAAUUUUCCCGGAUGUCGCAAGAGUUGGGGUGGCUCAUCGACAACACAAGAUCCAUUUUCUAGUCGUAGCACGCUAUCCACGCCUAUGGAUAGCACCCAUGAUUUAGCACCGCCACUCAUAGGUCGCAUUAAUAGCAGCAAUAGCAGUGGCACCUAUACACCUUUCUCGCAUGAUCUACUCGGCACAGAGCAUAUCCAAGUGGAUGAAAAGGUCACUGAACUCUUGGCGCAAAUCAAGAGCCAUUCACCUCUUUCAUCAUCAAGCAGUGAGAGCUGCCAAACACCACCACCCGCUGUACAACCCAAUCCUGUUCAAGAUGGCAUUGACAAGCUUGUGCUGGAGAUGGAUAUCAUGAAGAGUGAAUUCAAUCGUAAAUACAGCAAUAUCAUUCAUGACUAUGAGGAAAUGGGAUCGGUUGUUCGGCAAUUGACAAGGGAGCUACGAAAGAGAGACGAAGAGCUUGCCGCACUACGUAUACGAUAUCGGGAUUGUAUAGCAGAAAAUGACCUGCUGUAUGAGGCUUUCAACCACGAAUUGGAUCAGAUGUUUGAUACGCUUGGUUACCAACGACAUCAGCGGCAACGUCAACGGAUGAUCGAUGAUGAUGAUGAUGACGGUGGUGGUGGUGGUGAGGAUGAGGAUGAUUAUGAUGAUGAUACGAGCAUCGAGUCUCAACGACAACGUAUACACCAUCAUCGACGACCAAGUCAUCCAAGCCCAGAAAUGCAAAUAAGGAGAAAACUGGAAGUGACAAUGAAAGAACGUAACCAAUGGCAUCAAACAGCAUGCAAAUUGGCUCGGGAGCUGCAAAAUUUGACACAAGGACUCGAAGUCGAUAUCCCCGUCAGACCAACAAAUUCGACAUCAUCCCCUUCACCCAAUGUUCGACGAUAA